Molecule: messenger RNA, 1542 nt
Organism: Eutrema salsugineum
Lineage: Eukaryota; Viridiplantae; Streptophyta; Magnoliopsida; Brassicales; Brassicaceae
Exons: 1
Coding region: 186-1379 (397 amino acids)
Source: RefSeq, a predicted model, not a curated record
AAAAAACACGACAAAAAAAAGAAAAGAAAAACCAAUAAACGCAAAAGGAUAAACUUUUAUCAGCCAGAAUAAUCCGCACAUCCGUCGUCUUCCUCGCCGGUCAUGCUCGAUAACAAUCAAAACCCAAACUUUUCCAGAGACACCAUCUCUGAAUCGCGUCCACGAAGCUCAAAAGAAUCUCUCCGAUGAGUUUACUCUGUAAUUCGCUAGAAACCCUAUAUCAAAAACCCUUCUUUCCCCAGAAAUCUCACUUCUUUUCAUUCUCCGAUGCAAAAUCCCCAAUCCCUAAAUUUGCCGCCUUUCCGCGUCGUCGUCAAUAUCCGAUCAAAUCAUGCCUCAAAUCAGCUUCGUCGUCGGAAAUCGAUAUGGUAAAGAACAAAGAAGGCGUGUUCGCUCCAAAGGAGAAGAAAGUAGUCGUCUUAUGGGACCUCGACAACAAACCACCACGCGGUCCACCGUACGAGGCAGCGACGGCUCUCCGACAAGUCGCGGAGAAACUCGGCCGAGUCGUCGAGAUCUCCGCAUACGCGAAUCGCCACGCUUUCAUCCACUUGCCUCACUGGGUCGUCGAGGAGCGUCGCUCGAGGAGGAACCUCGAUUUCGCCGAGAGGAAAGGAGAAGUGAUUCCGAUCGAUCCUUACAUCUGCGGCGUGUGUGGCCGGAAAUGCAAAACGAAUCUCGAUUUGAAGAAGCAUUUCAAGCAGCUUCACGAGAGGGAGAGGCAGAAGAAAGUGAAUCGGAUGAGAUCUCUGAAAGGGAAGAAACGGAAAAAGUUUAAGGAGCGUUACGUUUCCGGGAACGAGAAGUAUAACGAGGCGGCGAGGAGGCUGCUCACGCCGAAAGUUGGGUACGGGCUUGAGGCGGAGCUCCGGCGAGCUGGUGUUUAUGUGAAGACGGUGGAGGAUAAGCCACAGGCGGCGGAUUGGGCUGUGAAGAGACAGAUACAACAUUCGAUGACACGUGGGAUUGAUUGGUUGGUUUUGGUAUCGGAUGAUAAGGAUUUUGCUGAUAUGUUGAGGAAAGCAAGAGAGGCUGAUCUUGGGACUGUGGUGGUUAGUGAUUGGGAUAGAGCGUUGGGGAGACAUGCUGAUUUGUGGGUUCCUUGGAGUGGAGUGGAGAAUGGGGAGAUUGGUGAAGCGGAUUUGGUUCCGGGGAAGAGACGGCGGUUUGAUGAGGAGGAGGAGGGUGGAUUUGGCGGCGGAGAUGGGUUGUUUUCGUUGUCUUAUGAUGAGGAUGAGACGGCGGAGAUGACGGUGGAGAGUGAUGGGUUUGGGAGGUUUAAUGUGUCUGCGUUUGCGGAAGAUGAGUGGGUGGAGGAUGAUGAAGACUUUGCGUUGAGUGAUAGUGAUGAUGAUAGUGACGAUGAGCUCUGCUUUUGAUUCUUUGGUGAUGAUUGAUUAAGUUACAUUUUCUUAAUGUUUAUCGGUUUAGGAACUAAACCGGAAAAUGAGAGCUCUCUGGUUGAUACAUAAUUGGUUGAAGCACAAUAUUCUGAAAUCAAGAGUUUAGACUUAUAUUGUUGAAUGAGUUGAUCUCUGAAAA